Messenger RNA from Colletotrichum scovillei, 1289 nucleotides. RefSeq lists its product as uncharacterized. The record is from RefSeq and is a predicted model, not a curated record. Bases 359 to 1087 code for a protein of 242 amino acids. The transcript has a single exon. NCBI's taxonomy places the organism in Eukaryota, Fungi, Ascomycota, Sordariomycetes, Glomerellales, Glomerellaceae.
GCCUGCCCGCCAGCUUCCAGGUUGUCCACCACCACAACCUGGUAGUCGUGUGGAUCUCUAUCUUUGCCUGAGUCUCAACCACCACCCGAUCAUCACCAAUCCCUCACCCUUCCAGACGCAUCUUGCUAUAGCUUCGAAGGUUCGACAUUGAUCACGUUCAGCAGUUGUGACGAUAGACAACACGCAUUCACCAAACCGGAAUCCAAACGAAGCAACCUGCAUCGAACCACACACCUUCUCUCCUCCCGAACACCAGAACCGCGAUAUCUACAACCCUCACCACACCUCAACCUCCCAAACUCCUCACCACUCUCAACUCCCCUCUCGACAACGAACUCGCAACACGAAACAAACAAACAUGUCCCUAAACCAACCAACGCCCCUCCUCCUAACAAAACGCCUAACCUCCUUCCUCGCCUCAAACCUAAACGCAAACCUCCACACGGCACUCCUCGCGACCCCCUCAGGCCGCCUCCUCGCCCACGCCUCCCCGCAGCCCGUCUCGCUCCUCCGCACCCAGUCCACCGUCGCAUCCUCCCUCUUCGCCCUCCACGCCUCCGCGACGCCCGACAUCCCCGACGCGCUCCCCUCCUCGUCCUCCACGCCGCCGUCGUCGUCCGGCGCUGCUGCAGCAAACACGGAAGAUGGAGGAUACCACGCGGGAGGAGCAGCAGGAGGAAAACCCCUCACGAUAACAGUCCAACUCGCCGCCGGGGUCGUCGUCAUCCGGAGACUAAAGUGCGGGCUACUCUUCGUCUGCAUCGGUCCCCUCGCCGAGACCAUCGAAGCUCAGCAGGCUUCUUCCUCUACCGACCAACACUCUCACCACCACUCCCACUCCCAAGCGAACGCAGGCGCAAACGGCGGCGCGGGCACAGGCACGCCCUCCCAGAUCCCCGCGUCCCCCUCGGAAGCGGACAGCAUCCUCAGCCUCGGCGCCCAGACGACCACCUCCCUCGCCAGCGUCGGGAGCGUGAAUACCGCCGGCGUCGUGGUGUUGCGGCGGCAUGCUGAGGAGCUGGCGCGGUGGCUGGAUGAUAAGCUUGGGAGUUUGCGGGUUCCCGAGGAGGGCGUCGGUGUGGAAUAGAGCUGGAUUCGACGCAUUUGUCUCUUUCUUUCAUGGGUAGGGAACCGCGAGGAAGCUGUACGAGUAGAGAGAUGGUGGACCUGGGACAGAGUGGCAUGGAUUUCGCAUCGAAUUAUCAAAAGGGGACGAAAGGGGGCUUUUGGAAGCAUUAAAGGCGUACGCGGGCGUUUCGGGGGAAGAUACCACCGGCCGAGAAUUAUCC